CAUGUCAUGAGUAUUUCAUUCACUCUUCUAUCAAUUAUUUUUUCGGGAAUUACGAAUCAAAUGGAAGUGAAAUCACAUUUUAUAGGAUCGUUCCUUGGUUAAAAGCAUAAAUAAUAUCAAUUAUAGCAUUGUUGUGUCUGUAGCAAUGGCAAGUAACGAUGAAAUUACCGGUGGACCAAUAACUCAGGAAGAUAUUGAAGCUGCUGAAAAGUUGAAAAAUGAAGCUAAUGAAUAUUUCAAAAAGCAAAAUUACAAUGCUGCGAUCGAGUUGUACUCAAAAGCGAUUGAAAAGAAUGGGAAGAAUGCAGUUUUUUAUGCUAACAGGAGUAUAGCUAACAUUAGGCUGGAGAACUUUGGGUAUGCCCUGACGGAUGCCUCCAAGGCAAUAGAAAUAGACCGCUCUUACACCAAGGCUUACUACAGGAGAGCAGCAGCCUACAUGUCCCUAGGAAAGUACAAACUAGCCCUUAAGGAUUUCGAAGUUGUUACCAAAGUUAGGCCAAAAGACCAAGAUGCUAAAAUGAAAUACAAUGAAUGUAACAAAAUAGUAAAGAAGAUUGCUUUUGAAAAGGCCAUCUCGGUGGACAAGAAAGAAGUUAAUAUAGCAGACUCUAUAAAUCUAGAUGCUAUGACCAUUGAAGAUGAGUAUGAAGGGCCGGCACUUGAAGAUGGAAAGGUGACUCUUAAAUUUGUGACGGACCUCAUGGAGUACUACAAACAACAGCAGAAACUACACAAGAAAUAUGCAUACAAGAUCCUGAUCGAUGUGAAAGCAUACCUGCAAAAGCAACCUUCUCUCAUCGACAUAAAGGUACCCGAUGACGCCAAGUUCACAGUCUGCGGAGACAUCCAUGGCCAGUACUAUGAUCUGAUGAACGUGUUCAAACUGAAUGGGCUGCCUUCGGAGACAAACCCCUACCUGUUUAAUGGAGACUUCGUGGACCGGGGCUCCUUCAGUGUGGAGUGUAUCUUUGUGCUGUUCAGCUUUAAGCUGCUGUAUCCUGACCACAUGUAUAUGUCACGAGGCAACCACGAGACCCUAGACAUGAACCGAAUGUACGGCUUCCGCGGCGAAGUCUCCUCCAAAUACACCUCCCAGAUGGCGGAUCUCUUCACGGAGGUGUACAACUGGCUGCCUCUAGCGCACUGUAUCAACAACCGGGUGAUGGUCAUGCACGGGGGCUUGUUCUCCAAGGAUGAUAUCACGCUGGAUGAUAUCAGGCGGGUGGACAGGAAUAAGCAGCCGCCUGAGGAUGGUAUAAUGUGCGAGCUGCUCUGGUCCGACCCUCAACCGAUGGCGGGGCGCGCGCCGUCCAAGCGCGGCGUGGGCUGCCAGUUCGGGCCCGACGUCACAGCCAACUUCCUCGCCCGCAACCGCCUCGACUACAUCAUCCGCAGCCACGAGGUGAAGAAUGAUGGGUAUGAGCUGGCCCAUGAUGGCAAGUGUAUCACGGUGUUCUCUGCGCCUAAUUACUGUGAUACAAUGGGCAACCGCGGCGCUUUCAUCACAAUGAACGGCAAGGACCUGAAGCCAAACUUCACCACUUACGAGGCUGUGCCUCAUCCAGACGUGAAGCCGAUGGCGUAUGCCAACUCAUUCCUCAGCAUGCUCUGUCAGUAGUUACCUUUAUAUAUAACCUUAUACUUUAUAUACCGUUACGGAAAAUGCCAGACCAAUUACAGCCUGUGGUUAAAGAUCGUUUUGCUUCGGCCAAUAUUUGUAAAAAGAUUUGGUGGUGGCGAGGAAACAUCAAGUUUCGUUUUAAUGCUGGCUAAAGUUGAGUUUUCGCGUUAGAAAUAAGGUAGUGUUUCCAAAUGGCAUUCAGUUUUCGGCGAGUCUUUUGAAUUAUCAGCCAAUUUACACUUGUAUUUAGUCGCUGUGAUUUUGAAAAUCUGCGUCUACGAUUUUAUAAGAAUAUUAUUCUUUGCGACAAUACAGUGGAUUGAACUUCUUGGUUCUAUAAUAGUGUAUCCUAGUAGUGUUUGGAUAUUUGUAUCGCCUGCUGUGUCGGAAAGAGAUGCAAUACUCACUGCCAUAAGCCAGAGCGAGAUAGCAUGACCAGUCUAGUUACGUAUACAGUAAUUUGUUUUGUUAUUUUAGCGCUCCUAAGCUCUUUAAAAAUGCAAUUCUUUUAAUGUUAAAAACAAGCAUCACGGUCUUGUAUAUAAUUAAGAAAUUUUAUGUUUUAAAUGGAAUAAUAAGAUCACUUUUAUGAAAGAC
This is a messenger RNA of Plutella xylostella (diamondback moth), 2221 nucleotides long. RefSeq names its product protein phosphatase D3 (gene PpD3). Gene Ontology annotation, molecular function: hydrolase activity; protein binding. The record is from RefSeq and is marked provisional. Lineage: Eukaryota; Metazoa; Arthropoda; Insecta; Lepidoptera; Plutellidae.